Molecule: messenger RNA, 1396 nt
Organism: Raphanus sativus (radish)
Lineage: Eukaryota; Viridiplantae; Streptophyta; Magnoliopsida; Brassicales; Brassicaceae
Exons: 7
Coding region: 34-1233 (399 amino acids)
Source: RefSeq, a predicted model, not a curated record
UCGAUCUCCAGAUCUAGGGUUAACUUGUGAAACAUGGACCAAGACGAUACCGUGAUGGAGACCUCCGAGGAGAAUCAACAAUCUACGGCUCAGAGGAAGCGCAAAGCGAAUGAAAUCGAAGAUGUUGGUGACGCAGGGAGCGGCGGAGAGGGCCAGGAUGAUAGGGAGGACACAGACGGCGACGUGUCCAGCCGUGAGGGGUUCCAAGAAUGGGACGUGGACAGUUUCGAAGAUGGACAUGAAUUCAUACCCAAUAAGAAGAUCGACCCAAACGACGAGGAAGCUCAAAAGAUGCGUCGAUACAGGAUUCAGAUGUACGAGAGCAAUGGUUUCAACGUGGAUAGGGAAAACUAUCCUGGGAGAGUAGCCUACCGAGAACUCAUUCCCGUUAAUCUUGAUGAACCUUUUAACAGUGGUCUUACAGGCCGAGCCUACAUGCAAAACAACGUUGAUUUGACCUUGCACAAAUACAACAAAAUCAACGGGUUGUCUCUUACAUGCGCAAAUAUUGUGAGGGCUGUUGUCUGCAGAGUCUCCGGUUCAGUCAAAUCCUACAUCACCUUCAUGGCCAGAGAGACUCCUGAUGCAGAAGAUCUUAUCGAAUACCAAGCUAAAACAGAACAGAUGCCCUGGCAAAAACGAGCCCACGCCCUCUUCUGCAGGCGAACUCCUAAACCAAAAGUUAUACACGUGCCCAGGUACGAGGACUGUGUAAGUGAUUCUUCCACCGAUAGUAAUGCAUCUAGCCGCGGAAGUGACCAAGCAUGGGAGGUCGAUAGCUUUGAUGAUGAAUCCGAGUACCAGCCCCAAGAGAGGAUGUGUCCCAUCGAGGAGGAAGUUCAACGAAUGCGUCUGUAUAGACCAAAGAUGUACCCUAGCAAGGGUUUCCACGUGGAUGGAGAAACCUACCGUGGGGAAACAGUCUUUUUCUCUCAGGUUGAUCUUGAUGCAAACUUCCCCGCUAUUGAGCUUACAGGCCGUGAGCACAUGCAAAACCUGGUAGAUUUGGCUCUUGAAAAACUCAACAACAUCAAGGGAACAAGUGUGACAUGUGAAUCAAUAGUGCGGGCAAAUCUGACAAGGGUGAACGGAUACAAGUUGUACAUCACUUUCAUGGCUAGAGAGUCUCCGGAGGAGGAGCCUGUAGAGUAUCAAGCAAAAACGGAGAGGAAGUUUUGGCAACGGAAAUAUCAUGCCAUGUUUUGCAGGCCAGCUCCAAAAUCCAAAGAUUGAGCUUGUGAGUAUCCAAGUGGAGCAGAAGAGUUAUCUUUGUUUUAAAAUCUAUCUUGAUCUUUUUUGGUGGACCUCAUUGUAGGGAAUAAAUCAAUUAAUGUGUCCUUUAGACUUCUUCAAGAGUUGUAAUAUGUACUAAUAUCAGACUUCUGUUAUGCUUUGA